Closterium sp. Yama58-4 is the source of this 5355-nucleotide messenger RNA. The record is from the annotation of a GenBank genome assembly. NCBI's taxonomy places the organism in Eukaryota, Viridiplantae, Streptophyta, Zygnematophyceae, Desmidiales, Closteriaceae.
AUGCGGUUUCCGGUCCUCGUCUACUCAGCCGUGUACCAUCUACUACCAUUAAAAAUACAAGUCUGCUGUGUCCCCGUGCUGUGUAGGCAGGCAGCCCAUUGUCCCUGUGCUUCUGUCCGUCAUCCCACCCCUCCCCCUCCUCUCAAACCCCCACGACGACAACCACAACCUCCCUCACCCCUUAUUUCCCUCCCCACUCGCCAGGAUGAGGAGACAGAGCGGUCGGAGCGGUGGGACUCGUUCCUGGGCGCGCGCGACCUGCCCUUCCUUCCGCCCUCCACUGUGCCGACCCGCGCGCCUGCUGGAGAAGCAACCUCUGGCGAAGGCGCUGAAGAGGGGGGCGGGGAGGGGAGGUUCCGCGCAGGGUUUAGGGAGGAGCUGUGGGCGGUGGAGCGCGUUUUGAGGGGCGCUUCUGUGGCAGGCGCGGGGAACGCAGGGAGGAGUGAAAGGGAUUUUGGAAAAGAGAGAGGAGGAGAGCGAGUAGGAGAGGGCAGCGGGGAGGGCAGCGUAGCAGGCAGUGGAGAGACGGGAGGAGAGGAGCAAGGAGGAGGAGGGGGAGAGGGAGGAGGAGGGGGAGAGGGAGGAGGAGGGGGAGAGGGAGGAGGAGGGGGAGGAAGCGAGGGAGGAGAAAGUGGAGCAGGCAAGGGGGCGAGUGGGAGUGUGGUGACGGAGGAGGCAUGGAGGGCGGAGCUGACGUCCCUAGUGAUGGGGGGCAUACCCAUGAACAUGCGCGGCGAGGUGUGGCAGAUCUUCGUGGGGAGUGCAGCGAGGAGGCAGGAGGGCGUGUAUGAGGCGCUGCUGAGGGAUGCGGGCAGGGAGGAGGAGCACGGGCCCAACAGCAGCCUGGCGGAGAUCACUGCAAGGAUCCAUGAGAGGGACGCUGAGGUCGCAUGCACCGUGCAGAUCGAAAAGGAUCUGCCUCGCACGUUCCCCGGUCACCCCGCCCUGGACGCCAAGGGGCGGGACGCGCUGAGGCGCCUGCUGGUGGCGUACUCGCGGCGCAACCGCGCGCUGGGGUACUGCCAGGGCAUGAACUUCCUGGCGGGGCUGCUGCUGCUGCUCAUGCCUGAGGAAAACGCCUUCUGGUGGGUGGAAGUGUGGAGAGCGGAGCACAUGGACACGAUGGGGGUGCAGAUCUCAUGGAUCACGGGGCCAUGGUUCCUCUCUGUCUUCGUCAACGUGCUGCCCUGGGAGAGCGUGCUGCGUGUGUGGGACGUCAUUCUGUACGAGCGCAAUCGCAGCAUGCUCUUCCGCACAUGCCUUGCCCUCCUCGACAUGCACUGUACCAUGCUCUUCCGCACAUGCCUCGCCCUCCUCGACAUGCACUCCACGCUGCUGCUAUCAAUGCAGGAGACGGGAGACAUGAUGUCGGCACUGCAGUCCAUGGCAGCAUCCACCUUUGACAGCUCGCAGCUCGUGCUCGGUGCAUGUGUGGGCUACAUGGACGUCAAUGAGAGCAUGCUCGAGGACCUGCGCACGAAGCACCGCCCAACGAUAAUGCACCGGGUGGACGAGCGCAGGGAGGUGCUCAAGCGCUGCCGCAGCACCCGCACCGCCAAGAUCCACGCGGAAGCCCUGGCCGUUCUGCAGAGGCUCGCACUGCACAGCACCGCACUCGGCUCCCCUCUCGGCCCGUCCUCCUCCCGCGCCUCCCCUCUGUCCAUCCCUUCGUCGUUUGACGACUCAGUGCUGCCCUCCCCCUCCCCUGCUGCUAGAAUGGGGAGAUUACGAGCUUUUGCAGAUGAAGGGGAGAGGAGGAGGGAGGGGAGAGAGAGGAAGGGGAAGAAGGAGGGAAAAGCAGGAGGCAAAGGGGAUGGAAAAAUGGCAGGAGGAGGCGCAGGGGGGAGGGUAGGCAGUGCUGGUGCUGAAAGUGCUACUGACGAGAACGGAGAUGGAGACACUAGUUGGGUGGAUUUGGGGGCAGGAGACGCGUCCCCAUCCUCCUCUGCCUUCUCCUCCCCGUCCUUCACUCCUCCUGAUUCCCCCCUUGCAAGCUUCAAGCUUCCCAGUCACCUUCCCCCACCCGUCUCCUUCCCUCCACACACGCUCCUACAUCCCCUCCCUCCUCCCCUGCCACUCACUCGCUCCUCCUCCCUCUCACGCCUCUCCCCACCUGCUGCGCCCUCCUUCCUCAUCUGCCCUGUGCAACCGCUGCAGUUCCCCGCACACGCCUCCGCCAACCCUAAUAAAUCAACCGCUGCUAGUGCCGAAGCUGGUGCCGAACCUGGCGCUGAACUGGCAGCAUCCGGUUCGGCAGAAGCAUGGACUCAGCUGGCCCUGCCAGCCUCGGUGGUCGAGGCUCUCGAUUCAAUGCUGGGAGGAGGAGAAACGGAGGUGGGGAGAGAGGGGGGGAUGGAGAGAGGGAGGGAGGGUGAAGGGGCAGCAGUAGCAGAGUCAGAUCUCUCCCCUACCUUUUCGCCUCCCUCCUCCCCCUCCUCUCCCCCUUCAUCCGACUUCUCCCCUCCGUCCCCCGGAUCUCCCUCAGUUGCUUUGGAAGAGGAUGGGUUGUUUCGGGAUGGUGAGGGUACAGGGAAGGAGAAGGGGAGGAGGGUCGAGAGGAGUGGUGGGAAGGAGAAGGGAGAGAAGGAGCGGGAAGGCAAGAGGGAGCCAGGGAGGGAGAAGAGGCGAGAGGGGGAGGGGAGCAGGAAGGAGAAGGGGAGAGCGAAGGAGGGAAAGGGUGAUGAUUUAAAGGGAGGUAGCGGUACUGGUGGAUUGGCGUCAGACUCGUUACAGUCACAUUUCCGACAGUCACAUUCACUUUCUGGACAUCAGCCCAGUGCUGGGAGGGGGGCGGAUAGUAGCGGUAAAGGGGCGAGCAAUAAGGGGGAUAGCAGGGAGUGGAAAUCGCCAGGAGGGAGAGGCAGGGGUAUUCGGCCUCACAGCUUAAAUGAGAGGCGAAGCCCUGGUGUUGGUGGUGACGCAAGGGUACAUGGGAGGAUCGGCAGGACGAGCAGUGCAGAUGUGUGGAGAGUGGCGGACAGGGGUGCUGGUGGUGGUGGGAGAGGUGGAGGGGGUGGAGAGGAGCAGGAGGAACGGAGGGAUGGGGAGGGGUUGGGAGGAGUGGAGGAGGGGAAGGGCGGUGCGGAGAGCAGAGGAGGGCGGCAUGUGCGGGUUGAAGUGGCGACCGAGUUGCAAGCACAGGUGGCGUGGCUGAAGGAGCAGCUGGUGUUUGCACUGGAGGCGAGGGAUGAAGCCAUCCUCAGGGCCGAGGCUUUGCAAGCAGCCAUGGUGGAGAUGGGGCAGUCUACCACAAACCAGGCCCUCGUCGCUAAGAUUGACGAACUUGAGAAUGCACUGAUUGUCGCCCGAAAGCAAAUAGAGGCGCACAGGAGGGAGUUAGCGCAGCAGCAGCGGGCAAUGGAAGCACAACAGGAAGCUUCCACGCGGUUGCUUCUAGAGCAGCAGGAGGAGGCGGCACGGGCAUUGGUGGAAGCAGUGAGGGGCAAGGAUGCGGAGAUGGAGAGGGAGGUGGGGGCGCUGCUGGGCGCACUGAGGGGCAAGGAGGAGCGCAUGAGGGGGGAGAUAGAGGCGCUACAGGACAAGGUGGAGGAGAGGGAUGCUGAGAUUGGACGGCUCUCACGGCGGUUGGAGCGAGCAGCCAAGGACAUGGAGGACAUUAUAGCGGCCAAUGCACAGCAGGUGGAGACGCAGAAGAAUGUCAUUGAGAUGCUCGCGGAGAGCAGCCGGGAUGCACGGCAGAAGCUGGCAGCCAUGGAGGAGAGGGCGCUCGCAGCAGAGAGAAUGGUGGAAACCUUCGUGGAAGCUUCCUCUCUGGAGGAGGUCCAAUUGAUGGUGGAUGACUUGCCAGCUGUCUCUCCCGGGUCUAUUGACACGUCACCUUCCGUGUUCGCUGACGUCAGCAUGAGAAGCAGCCAGACCAGCGUGACUAGCAGCAGUGUUGCCACGUCAGACGCUGAGCUCGAAAGGAUGACAGCGGCGGCACUUGCGAUUGGAGGUGGUAACAGAGGUAACACAAGACAAUACAUGGGUAGCCAUCACCCGUCGUCGUCCGACUAUUUAAUGCCAUUGGGAGACUCGCAGCAAUCGGUGCAACAGCAGGAGCAGCAGCGCGGGCAUCGACCACACACAGCGCCCGCUAAUCGCCAACCCAUUGCAGUCAGCGAGCGGCAGCCGGUGCUGCUGGAGGCGUUCCUGGAUCUGACGUGUCCGUCCUGCCAGAGCGCGUGGCCCGUGUUACGCCACGUGGCGAAGUUCUACGGGACGAAGCAGCUUCGGUUUGUCGUUCAUCUGUUUUCCAACGCUUUCCACCACAACUCCUAUUUCGCCUCGCAGGCCACUAACGCCGUCGCCGCGAUCAACGGCUCGCUCGCGUUCGACUGGAUCGACGCCGUCUUCGACGCGCAGGACGACCUAUCGCUGAGCGCCACGUGGCACAAGACGCCUGAGCAGGUCGCGGCGCAGCUGGCGCGGCUCGCGGCGGAGCGCCUGGGGAUUGACGAGGAGAGAUUCAAGGGGGCGUUUCUGGACGCUGAGGUUGAAUGGCGCACUCGACUCGCGUUCAAGGUAUUCAGAUUUCGGAUUCUGGAGUACGACGGCUUGGUGUACGGAGGUGACGUCAGCGAGCGGCAGCCGGUGCUGCUGGAGGCGUUCUUGGAUCUGACGUGUCCAGACAGCAAGAGCGCGUGGCCCGUGUUGCGCCACGUGGCGAAGUUCUACGGACGAAGAAACUUCGAUUUGUCGUUCACCUGUUCUCUAACGCGUAAGAUCGUCCCCUUCCUCAGGCUUCCACCACCGUUCCGCCUAGUCCUCUUGUUAGCGAUUUCUGAGAAUUCUCAAAAAUCUUUCCACCACAACUCCUAUUUCGCCUCGCAGGCCAUCAACGCCGUCGCCGCGAUCAACGGCUCGCUCGCGUUCGACUGGAUCGACGCCGUCUUUGACGCGCUGGACGACCUAUCGCUGAGCGCCACGUGGCAAAAGACGCCCGAGCAGGUCGCGGCGCAGCUGGCGCGGCUCGCGGCGGAGCGCCUCGGGAUUGACGAGGAGAUAUUCAAGGGGUCGUUUUUGGACGCUGAGGUCGAAUGGCGCACCCGACUCGCGUUCAAGCGAGCUGGCUUAAAGUCGGCUCACUCGGUGAUCCGUUUCACAACAACCCCCUUUCUCUCUCCCCCUCCUCGUGUGCUGUACGGGUGCUCAAGAGCAGUGGUGGGGACGCCAACCUACCUGGUGAAUGGAGUGGCGGUGCCGGCAGCUGCAACCGAGUGGACCAUCUACGACUGGCGGGCCCUUCUCGACCCGCUCGUGGACUCGCCCGGCCUGCCUUCACACGCCCACUCCCCUCAGAAGCUGGCACUCUCGAGUGAAGCUGGUCUCUCUCCCCUGACCGCACCGAGGUAA